AUGUUUGAAAUAUUUAUCACAAACAAAUAUAUUCAAAUAAGCGAACUUGUCAAUUCGGUAAAAAUAGUGAAAACAUUAACUCCAUCAUCAUCAUCAUCAUCAUCAUCAUCAUCAUCAUCAUCAUCAUCAUCAUCAUCAUCAUCAUCAUCAUCAUCAUCAUCAUCAUCAUCAUCAUCAUCAUCAUCAUCAUCAUCAUCAUCAUCAUCAUCAUCAUCAUCAUCAUCAUCAUCAUCAUCAUCAUCAUCAUCAUCAUCAUCAUCAUCAUCAUCAUCAUCAUCAUCAUCAUCAUCAUCAUCAUCAUCAUCAUCAUCAUCAUCAUCAUCAUCAUCAUCAUCAUCAUCAUCAUCAUCAUCAUCAUCAUCAUCAUCAUCAUCAUCAUCAUCAUCAUCAUCAUCAUCAUCAUCAUCAUCAUCAUCAUCAUCAUCAUCAUCAUCAUCAUCAUCAUCAUCAUCAUCAUCAUCAUCAUCAUCAUCAUCAUCAUCAUCAUCAUCAUCAUCAUCAUCAUCAUCAUCAUCAUCAUCAUCAUCAUCAUCAUCAUCAUCAUCAUCAUCAUCAUCAUCAUCAUCAUCAUCAUCAUCAUCAUCAUCAUCAUCAUCAUCAUCAUCAUCAUCAUCAUCAUCAUCAUCAUCAUCAUCAUCAUCAUCAUCAUCAUCAUCAUCAUCAUCAUCAUCAUCAUCAUCAUCAUCAUCAUCAUCAUCAUCAUCAUCAUCAUCAUCAUCAUCAUCAUCAUCAUCAUCAUCAUCAUCAUCAUCAUCAUCAUCAUCAUCAUCAUCAUCAUCAUCAUCAUCAUCAUCAUCAUCAUCAUCAUCAUCAUCAUCAUCAUCAUCAUCAUCAUCAUCAUCAUCAUCAUCAUCAUCAUCAUCAUCAUCAUCAUCAUCAUCAUCAUCAUCAUCAUCAUCAUCAUCAUCAUCAUCAUCAUCAUCAUCAUCAUCAUCAUCAUCAUAUUUUUAG
This is a messenger RNA of Schistosoma guineensis, 951 nucleotides long. Lineage: Eukaryota; Metazoa; Platyhelminthes; Trematoda; Strigeidida; Schistosomatidae. The record is from the annotation of a GenBank genome assembly.